AUGAUUCACACUAUGCAAUCCCCACAACAAAUAAGAUUACCUUCAAUUAGAUCAUUAAUCGAUUCAAUCGAUAAUUAUGACUUACCUUCAAUUCAACAGUCAUCGUUAAAUUCAAACACUCACUACAAUUAUCAAAAUAAUUACAUUUUAGAACCAACUACAAUUACAAAAAAAGAUUUAAAUUAUAAUCCUCAUCUAUCUAGUCCCUCCUACUACAACGAUAGGGGUGAUACUAGCCAAUUAAUAUCAAGCCAUAACCAUCAUCAUCAUCAUAGCAAUAAUAUUUUGACCCCAAUGCCAUCACCUAUCCCAUCCCCUGUACAUAGUUUAGUAGCUGAUGAAAAACAACUGCUAUCGGCUGCCGCUACUAUUAACUCAAUUCACAACAACGUUGCCUCUACCCCAUACAGAAAUACUAUCUCAAACGUAUCCAAAAAAUCAAUGAAAAAGUGUCAUGGUAUCAUUGGUGCUGGUAAGAGAUCUAAUUUACCUAAAAACUCUGUCCAAAUCUUAAAUCAAUGGUUGUUGAACCAUUUACAAAACCCAUAUCCAACUCCACAAGAAAAGAAAGAACUUCUGAAACAAACUGGUUUGACCAAAAUACAAUUGUCUAAUUGGUUCAUUAAUGUAAGGAGAAGGAAAAUUUUCAGCGAUUACUAUGAUAUCGUUAACAAGACUGGCGAGAGAAACAAAGGAAAUGGGGACGAGGAUCACAACAACUAUUUACAAUUGUCAGCAACUAGACGAAAGAGACUAAGUGAUAGAUUGGAAGAAUUAAAGAGAUUGAAGGAUUUAUAG
Vanderwaltozyma polyspora DSM 70294 is the source of this 798-nucleotide messenger RNA. Its product is annotated as homeobox domain-containing protein. The transcript has a single exon. The record is from RefSeq and is a predicted model, not a curated record. Bases 1 to 798 code for a protein of 265 amino acids. NCBI's taxonomy places the organism in Eukaryota, Fungi, Ascomycota, Saccharomycetes, Saccharomycetales, Saccharomycetaceae. Gene Ontology annotation, molecular function: DNA binding. Gene Ontology annotation, biological process: regulation of DNA-templated transcription.